Oncorhynchus kisutch (coho salmon) is the source of this 1535-nucleotide messenger RNA. RefSeq names its product gastrula zinc finger protein XlCGF17.1-like. Lineage: Eukaryota; Metazoa; Chordata; Actinopteri; Salmoniformes; Salmonidae. Gene Ontology annotation, biological process: regulation of transcription by RNA polymerase II. The annotation marks the transcript as partial. Gene Ontology annotation, molecular function: RNA polymerase II cis-regulatory region sequence-specific DNA binding; DNA-binding transcription factor activity. The record is from RefSeq and is a predicted model, not a curated record. The transcript has a single exon.
GAGAAAGACCAGACUCAGAAGAACCAGAGCCAGGGAUGUCCAAACCAUCAAGAAGACACCAGUGCUCUGACUGUGGAAAGGGUUGUAACAGGUUAGGGGCCCUGAAACAACAUGAGAGAAUACACACAGGGGAGACGCCUUACCACUGCUCCCACUGUGGCAAGUGUUUUAAGCGGUUAGGGAAUCUGAAAGGCCACGAAAGAAUACACACAGGGGAGAAGCCUUACCACUGCUCCCACUGUGGCAAGUGUUUUAAGCGGUUAGGGAAUCUGAGAGUCCACGAAAGAAUACACACAGGGGAGAAGCCUUACCACUGCUCCCAGUGUGGAAAGUGUUUCAGCCGGUCACAAAUCCUGAAAGCCCAUGAGCUAGUACAUACAGGGGAGAAGCCUUACCAUUGCUCCCACUGUGGCAAGUGUUUUAAGCAGUUACGGAAUCUGAAAGGCCAUGAAAGAAUACAUACAGAGGAGAAGCCUUACCACUGCUCCCAGUGUGGCAAGUGUUUCAACCAUUCAGGGAAUCUGAAAGACCAUGAAAGAAUACACACCGGGGAGAAGCCUUACCACUGCUCCCAGUGUGGAAAGUGUUUUAAGCGGUUAUUGAGCCUGAAACGACACGGGCCAGUACACACAGGGGAGAAGCCUUACCACUGCUCCCAGUGUGGAAAGUGUUUUAAGCGGUUAUUGAGCCUGAAACGACACGGGCUAGUACACACAGGGGAGAAGCCUUACCACUGCUCCCAGUGUGGGAAGUGUUUUAAGCGGUUAGGGAGCCUGAAACGACACGGGCUAGUACACACAGGGGAGAAGCCAUACCACUGCUCCCAGUGUGGGAAGUGUUUCAGCCGUUCAGGAAUCCUGAAAGCCCAUGAGCUAUUACAUACAGGGGAGAAGCCUUACCACUGCUCCCAGUGUGGAAGGAGUUUUUACCAUAAAAACAGCCUGAACCAACAUGAGAAAAUACACAGAUGGGAGAUUCAUUACCACUCCCUCCCGGAGUGCAAAGCUUUUGCCCAUUUACGAAGCCUGAAAGAGCAUGACACAGAGGAGAAGUCUUACAGAAGGUUAGACUUUGGGAAAACAUAUUACUCAUAAUCACUUAAAUGUCAUUAGAGAAUCCACACAGGAGAGAGAAAUUACUACUCUUAGCGUGUAUAUUGAUAUUUCACAUCUCAUUUUUCUUACAAUUCAUCAGAGAACAUACACAGUGCUCCCGUUGUCUUAUAUUGUUGCCUAUAAUGUGUUGACCUGUUUUUACCAGAUGAAAUUGUUUUUUGUAAAGUUAGUGUGGGAGAGGUGGAAAAAUUGUUAUCGAUCAAUAAUGACAAACCUCCUGGCAUUGACAACUUAGGUGGAAAGCUACUGAGGACAGUAGGAGUGGCUAUAGAGUCAGCUAUCUGACAUAUUUUAAAUAUGAGCCUAGAGGAAGGUCUUUGUUCUCUUGCCUGGAGGGAAGCCAAAUUAAUCCACUACCCAAGAGUGGUAAAGCGGCCUUUACUGGUUCUAACAGCAGACCUAUAAGAUUGCUGCAAGCUC